This is a messenger RNA of Cornus florida, 705 nucleotides long. RefSeq names its product glutathione S-transferase U7-like. The record is from RefSeq and is a predicted model, not a curated record. The annotation marks the transcript as partial. Gene Ontology annotation, molecular function: glutathione transferase activity. The transcript is spliced from 2 exons. Gene Ontology annotation, cellular component: cytoplasm. Lineage: Eukaryota; Viridiplantae; Streptophyta; Magnoliopsida; Cornales; Cornaceae. Gene Ontology annotation, biological process: glutathione metabolic process.
CUACCCUUCGUCUACAGAAUUGUGUCGGCACUAAAAUUGAAAGGCAUUGAAUAUGAAUUUGUAGAAGAAGAUCUCUUCAACAAGAGUCCAUUGCUUCUGCAAUCCAACCCAAUCUACAAGAUGGUUCCAGUGCUCAUCCAUGGUGGAAAACCCAUCUCCGAAUCACUUAUCAUUCUUGAGUACAUAGAUGAAACAUGGAAAAACAAUCCUAUCUUUCCCAAACAUCCUCAAGAAAGAGCUUAUGCACAUUUUUGGGCUAAAUUUGUAGAUGAAAAGUUCAAUCAAGCUUCAAAAAAGGCAUUUUUUUCAAGUGGAGAAGAUCAAACAAAGGGAGUUGAAUCGAUGGAGGAGGCAUUGCGAUUUCUUGAAGGAGAGAUAGCUAGGAAGAAGUUCUUCGGAGGAAAAGAUAGCACAGGGUUUCUUGAUAUUGUUGUUGGCUGGAUUGCACACUGGUUCCAGUUUGUGGAAGAAGUAGGUCGUUUCAAGGUAAUGGACAAAGUGAAAUUUCCUGCAUUUGAUGCAUGGAUCGAGAACUUUCUAGACGUUCCAGUUAUCAAGGAGAACCUUCCAUCGAGCAAAGAUCUGUGCGGCGCCUUCCAAGGGUUCAAACAGAUGGAGCUUGCCAUAGCAGAUGAUAGAGGUUAGGAAACAACCAGACCAUUAUUUUGCAUGGCUUUUCUGUCUGAAACUUCAAUGCAGUAUUUU